Molecule: messenger RNA, 988 nt
Organism: Castor canadensis (American beaver)
Lineage: Eukaryota; Metazoa; Chordata; Mammalia; Rodentia; Castoridae
Source: RefSeq, a predicted model, not a curated record
CUGCUGCCGCCGCCCCGGCUGGAUGGGGGGCCAAGGCCAACCAGUGGCACCGGGAAGAAAGAGACGCGGCAGCGGCGACGCCGACGCCCACAGGACCAGUUCCUUGGUCCGCCCGCCAGCUCAAGAAGGCGGGGAGGCCCGGCUGCUACGGCCCUUGCUGUAGAGAAGCCACCGCCACCCUCGCGGCCCAGACGCACCGAACUUGGUCUCUCCGGCCUCAUUCACUCUGAGGACCCUGCGGCGCACCAUGUUCAAGAAACUGAAGCAGAAGAUCAGCGAGGAGCAGCAGCAGCUCCAGCAGGCGCUAGCUUCCACUCAGGCUUCCUCCAGCUCUCCAGUGCCAACAAGAACUAGAAGCAGGACAUCUUCAUUUACAGAGCAACUUGAUGAGGUUAUUUCCAAUAGAGAGCUACUAGCCGGGAUGAUAGCAGAGCCUGCUUUUCUCUCUGAAUAUACUAUCUUUGCUUUGGAUUCCUCCAAACAUCCUAAAACACAGAGUGGCAGUGUGAAUGCAUCUACCCAUGCUUCGAAAUCUUCAGAGAGUGUUAAUAGAAAUGAACCAUCCACUCCUCAGUCAGGUGACCUUCAGACUUUUGCCCAGAAGCUCCAGCUCCGGGUGCCUUCCAUGGAGUCUUUGUUUCGAAGUCCGGUAAAGGAAUCUCUAUUGCGAUCUUCUAAAGAGUCUUUGGUACGAACGUCUUCCAGAGAGUCCCUGAACCAACUUGAUUUGGACUGUUCUGCCACCUUUGAUCCCUUCUCUGAUAUGGAAAGUGAAGCUGAAGACUUACUAGGGAAUUCAGACAGUCUCAACAAAGAACAGUUGAUUCAUCGGUUGCAAAGGAUAGAGCGAAGCUUAAAUACAUUUAGAGGAAAAUAUUCUGAGCUUGUUACAUCUUAUCAGACUCUUCAGAGAGAGAAGAAAAAACUACAAGGUAUAUUAAGUCAGAGUCAGGACAAAGCACUUCGGAGAAUUGCAGAAUUAAGAGAG